AUGCUCAGAGUCAACGGCGCCAGUCAUGUUCAUCUUGAGGCGGAUUCCCGGUGCAGAAGACCGUUCCGAAGGCGCCUGACACGUCGCGCGAUUGUGAGCUCAGCCACCAUCUUCAUCCCUUGGGGCCCUGGCGAAACCCCAGAAACCCAUUUCCCACAGCAGACAGUUGUGCGGGUGAACCAGCCUCGCUUCGUCAAUCGCUACGACAGCCGUGAAAUCCUGAUUGUGGUCGAUGGGAGCUGCUGGAACAGUGGAAAUACAAGUAAUUCAUCCCAGCCGCCUUCCGGGGGAUGCAGCUUCGUAUACAAAGGCGGCUCGACCCUUGGACCAGUGACGACUUUCCCCUUUCUUCAAGAUGGCACCGAGGUUGGAGGUACCAUCGGAUUUCCAUUAGAGAUGACAGGCCCAGGCGGUGAAAUGUAUGACCCAACUAGCAACAGAGCCAAGCUCCGAGCAGUGAUUGCUGCGCUGGAAUUCCGCCUCUGGCACCUCGAGGGAUGA
Molecule: messenger RNA, 501 nt
Organism: Neoarthrinium moseri
Lineage: Eukaryota; Fungi; Ascomycota; Sordariomycetes; Amphisphaeriales; Apiosporaceae
Exons: 1
Coding region: 1-501 (166 amino acids)
Molecular function (GO): nucleic acid binding
Source: RefSeq, a predicted model, not a curated record